CGACGACCAUGGCCCAAUAAAACAUUUCAACUCAUGAUAGUGGAUAAUCAUUCUCCUAGUAUCUUUGUCAUAGUAUAGUUUCUAGCCACUGCUGCUUAUGCUCCAUAACGAUCAUCCAUCUCGUGAUAGACCUUAUCAUGGCUGAUACGGCACGGAGCUCUAGUGUCCUAUUGGACCGAGUUGGAGUUGAUACUGUUCAGCUUCUACGAAGAUUUGAGAAUAUUAUUGCUCUCGCGCCUAUCGAAGGCAAAGACAGGAAUGGCACUGCCAUGGAAGCAUACCAGAUGGAAGUGGAGACUGCUGCACUGGUUCGCGCAGCGGAAGACGUGUUGUCAUUAACACGCUCAUUAAAGGAAGCAUGGCUGUUUGGAGAGCUGAAGACCAUCGGUGAAAGCGAAGCUGCCGCCACGACAGAGACCAACGCUCAAGCUGUUGGCGAGGCAGCCACUCGGCUUUUGAAGAGCGAAGACGGACUAUACGGAGACUGGAAGUCAUCGUGAAAAUGGGGAAAUAAAUUAAGCAAUUUCUCAUGGAUGAGUCCUUUUCUCAGAGGCUUCUUUGUCAAAGGAAGGUCUGCAUACCCGUAAAAACGACCCUCACGCGUUAGACCUCGGAAGAGAUGCGGCCAUAUCUUGGAAUGGAGAGCGCAUUUGUGGCCAAGUUCAUUUAGCCGCCGCAUUCCCCUAUCCAAGCCGCUAUAGGAGUAUUUUACGGCUCGGUAAUGGACAGAGUACUAUAUUCACGUUGAUGCAGCAAAAAAAAUCGCGAACAAUUAUUGAAGACUCUUUUCCUCUCUCUAGCCUGGUGUUCAAGUAGUUCUCUAAUCAUCCUCUAAUUAUACUCUAUGAAGAGUCUCCCACCCGUCAUUGCCAUGCCCUUG
Molecule: messenger RNA, 880 nt
Organism: Xylona heveae TC161
Lineage: Eukaryota; Fungi; Ascomycota; Xylonomycetes; Xylonales; Xylonaceae
Exons: 4
Coding region: 138-500 (120 amino acids)
Biological process (GO): regulation of transcription by RNA polymerase II
Cellular component (GO): mediator complex
Molecular function (GO): transcription coregulator activity
Source: RefSeq, a predicted model, not a curated record